AAGCCCAAGCCCGAGGCCGAGAGGCUCAGUCAGGGCUCGGGCUCGAUACAUCCCUAGCUUGGACAUAUUUUCAGUUCUCAUUUAUAUCUACAAUUAAUAACUUCCACAUAUAAAAACGCAAGCAGAAAAAGACUUUUACGCGUCAUAUGUGUUUAUAGCGCGCGCAAACUGAAACAUGAACUGUUAGUCAAAUCUGGAUCUCUAACCCAAAUUCAAACUGGGUGUAGCUGUGAGUAUAAGAUAAAUACAAUAAUCACACCCACGCUCACCCACACCCACGCUCAUUGAUACCGACUCCCAAGCUCAAUCAUACCAACAUCCACACCCACGCUUAAUCAUAUCGACACCCACACCCAGGCUCAAUAAUACCGACACCCACAUCCACACCCACGCUCAUUGAUACCGGCACCCAAGCUCAAUCAUACCCACACCCACACCCACGCUUGCCCGCAUCCAAGUUCACCCACACCCAGGCUCAAUAAUACCGACACCCACGCUCAUUCAUACCGACACCCAAGCUCAAUCAUAACAACACCCACACUUACACCUACACCCACAACCAUACCCAAGCUCAAUCAAACCGAUACCCACGCUCACUCAUACCGACACCCACACCUAUACCCAUGCUCACCCACACCCACACCCUGAUAUCUGGCUCAGCAUAUAUUUCACUGUUCGAGAAUAUCUGUCUUUGGUUAAUCAUACAAAUAUUUUUAGUUAUUUAUUUAUUUUGCUACUUAUUCGUUAAUGACGGCUUUGCAUAAUAAAUUUUUCAUUUUUAUAGUAAACUAUUCCUGUGACUUUUGAAGUAAUCAGAAACAAAUAUUACACUUUUCAAAAGGUUGAUUCUUUGAAAGAUGAAUCUCAAGUCUUUGUUUCAUUGGUUUAUUCGAAAAAUAUUCGAUUAUAAUCUCUUUAUGCUCGAAGAAGAUGAGUAUGAUGACAAUGAUGAAGUACAAGAUCCAGCAAUUGUUCUUAAACAUCAAAAAUAUAAAACUUGGUUGUACGUUCUUCUACUCGUGGGUAAGUCACACACAGGUUUUUUGUUUUUUGAACGUAUAUUUAUGUUUGAAUUGAUGACUGAUCUUCUACUUCCUUUUCUAAAAACUUAUUCGAAUUACUUGAAGCAUAUUAAUGUAUAGUACAUUUUCCAUGGUCACCAAUUUCAGGCAAAUUUAUGAAAAAACCUGUUUAAAAAGCAGAACUCAGAUAUUUUCUCUGAUAUUGUUGAGAAUAUAUACACGCAUACACAUAGAUUCACGUCUUCCUAAGUAUUAUUCUGAAAGUUUCUCUAUGGAAAUGUUAUUAUAUAUCCCGAAGAUAUCACUUUUUACUAAAAAGGUUCGAUCUUUAUGUCUGAAAUAAUUAAAGUCGAAAGCUAAAGCAGAACAGUCAAUACGAUUAUCAGGAAUGUUUAGAGUACAUUAACAAAUAUAAAUGAACUAGAUGUUAGUUGAAAUUUAUUAUUUUUCUUAGUCUUAAAUAUGAACAAAUUGAGAAUGAAAGAUAUCUAAAAUUAUACUAUUUAGAGUCGUAGGAAAUGUUAAAUAUCAUUUUUAUGUAAUUGACCUUUUUCUGAAAUGACUGAAGAAAAAUAGUAUGACACAUUUUUUAAUUGUAUUUAAGGAUAAAUGUCAAUAUUAAAUAUAAGAAGUUGCAUAAUUUUUCUAAUUUAUUUUAGUGGCUUUAUAUAUUAUUUUCUACGCUACUUUGAUGAAGAUAGAAUCUUCAACAGUUACUGUCUCUGAUAUUACACCUGUCAAAUUCAAUGAACUUUACUCUAAAUAUAAUAAAACUCUUUCAUGUCCAUGCUCAACAACCAGCAUAUCUUAUAAAAAUUUUGUUUCCAAUAGAAUCAAACUUCAUCCUGUUUGUUCAAGUCGUUUCGCUAGUCAAGAAUGGAUUCAUGCAUUAUAUUUAUCAAAUGCAAGUCGAUAUAGAGGAUCGGAUUUUCGAGCAACAGCUAGUUCUCAGUUUGAAAUUCUGUCCAGUUUUUGUUCAUUGGCUCAAGACAUAGUUAAUCAUACUGAAAAUGAUGUUGGUAGUAAUGAAUUUGUUACUAUUUAUCUUCUUCCUGAUAUACAAGUUCAAUACGAACUGAAUGUCAUCAUUGAAUCUUUUAAGAAAAGUGCAUCUGCUCGAAUGAUUAUGUUCUUGGAGUAUUUUCGGUCAACUAUUCGAGGAAACUAUUUAAUUUCAGCUCUUAAUACGAAUUUAAUAGUUACACUAAAACCGCAUUUUAUCGCGGAUCAAUAUUUAUAUAUAUAUUCAACGGCGUACACUCCUGCAUCUGGAAACACAUCGAACUGUGGCGAACAUAAUCCAAUUAUUACGGCUACUCUUAAUCCAGUAAUAAAUGAAUCUGAGCCUGUCUUUCAAAGAUUUAACUUUGAAUAUCUGCCAAAUUCUACAAUUGUCAAUGGAUUCUUCGCAGGAUGUACUCCUCUUGAAGCUCUUCUUCAAAGUACAUUCGAUUGUUUGUAUGAAAUCAAAUGUCUGGAACUAUUGCUCGAUUAUUUUCCACGUUUGAACCAUUUGCACAUCAAUUGGACCAAUUCUACUCUAAUUUCGAAACAACAAAAUCUUUCUUUUAAGGAUUAUUUGAAUAAUCUCUUGAUUGAAGAAUGGUCACCAAAAACAGAUUAUUCAAAGUAUUUUGAUCAAUGUCAUCCCUCAUUCUGCACAUAUACGACGACACAUCGAGCUAAAUUUAUUUAUGCAACCACUCUUUUCAUUAGUCUCUAUGGUGGUCUCGUUAUGAUACUUCGUUUAACGACAUCGUUUAUAGUAAAUACCUCAUCAAAAAUGAGACAUCGUUUAAGAAACAGAAAUUUCAAUUUCGGUAUGUUUUAA
This is a messenger RNA of Adineta steineri, 2853 nucleotides long. The record is from the annotation of a GenBank genome assembly. Lineage: Eukaryota; Metazoa; Rotifera; Eurotatoria; Adinetida; Adinetidae.